CAAACACGAACGCGUAAUGGCGCCUUGGACAUUUUCUAAUAUCUAAUUUAUUUUUUAUAAGAACAGCAAUGAUUUCCACGACCCACGAAAACCUGACAUCGUAUGCAUAGCUCCUUUUCAACCUCACUUUCACGGCGCUACCCUAGGAGUCACGGAGAGAACGUAUUACAGUGGUGAGCCUCGCAUGAUGAGUUCGGAGGACAAUCUUAACGAUUUUAUGCCUAUUGAGCAUAAAGUAGAAUCGAAAGAGAAUUUCCAUGGCACCACUAUAGACGAUAUUGCAUCAACUACCGAGCGCAAUGAGACAAGCGGCGUCAUUGCACGCGCCUACCAGCGAGAGAUGCUGGAGAAGAGUUUGCAAGGAAAUACCAUAGUAGUGAUGUACACUGGAAGCGGUAAAACACAGGUCGCCAUUGAUCGAAUACGUUUGGAACUAGAACGAUGCGAAAAACACAAACUGGUUUGGUUUCUGGCACCAACAGUCCUUCUAUGUGGUCAACAGUUCAACGCCAUAAACCUUCAGAUGCCAUCCGUCUCUAUGAAGAUUCUCAGUAGUAUGGAGAACGUUCAUACCUGGGGACCUGACAUUUGGCGUGCUAUUCUCAAAGAUGUGCGUGUCAUAGUAUCUACAUUUCAAGUUUUAUACGACGCUCUGGCUCACGGCUUUGUCACCAUCGACCAACUUGCUCUCAUCAUCUUCGACGAAGUUCAUAACUGUGUUGGAAAGCACCCUGGAGGAAAAGUGAUGGCAGACUUCUACCACCCUGCGCUACAGUCUGGCCUCACGACGCCUGCCAUACUGGGUCUAACCGCAACACCUAUUAUGCAGUUUAAAAUGAGGAACCUUCAGGAACUGGAAGCUUUAAUGGAUUCCAGAUGCAUAACUCCUAGUCUUCAUCGGAGCGAGCUACUUGAGAGGGUUAAGAAGCCCCGUUUAUUGAUUUUCAGCUUUGAGUUACAAGAGACAGUGUACACCUCAGCCAUGCUUUCCAUGAAGGCGGAAUUGGAAAAUCUGGACAUUAUGAACGAUCCGAGGGUUAUAUCCCUUCAACGAGACCCAACAGACGCGAAUCGCCUGACGUUAGAAGAAGUCAUUUUUAAAAAGAAUACUUAUUCUAUGACAGAGCUUCGCGGGUUGAACAACCGCAGCUGUGAUAUCCAAAGCCAGCUCGGAUCCUGGGCGGCAGACUACUUUUUGCAUGAGGCAAUAUCCUCAUUCUUACACAGGUUUCACAGACAUGUGACAGAUCAGAAUGAUGCUUCUAGAGACGAAAGGCGAUAUGUCGCAGAUAAACUGAUGAAGGUUAACGUCUCGGAACCUCCAGUACGACCACAAAGCAGAAAAGACAUAUCCCAAAAAGUUAUUUUGCUGUUAGAGGAACUUCUAAAUUGCGAGGAUGAUACGGUUGGUAUCAUAUUCGUCCGCGAAAGAGCGACGACCUCGGUCAUGGCUGCGCUGCUAUCAUCAUUCCCUCAGAUUCGAAAACGGUAUUCAAUUGGCUCCAUCAUCGGAACGUCCAACUUUGGCAAUCAGCAUAUUUAUGACUUGUCGCAUGUAAACGACGUCAAAGUAUUGCAACGGUUUCGCGCUGGAGAGAUAAACUUGCUCAUUGCAACGUCGGUUUUGGAAGAGGGCAUCGACGUUCCUGCGUGUAACUUGGUAGUCUGCUUCGAUUUUCCAGCUACCCCAAAAGCUUUCAUUCAGCGAAGAGGAAGAGCGCGAAUGAACGACUCGAAAAUUUUGAUGUUUACAGAGCAAUCGGAACAGAAAGUCAAGCAGUGGCAAAGUCUAGAAGAGGAGAUGAACGAGCUGUAUCAAGAUGACCAACGAGAAAGACGGCAGCUGGAAGACUUGGAGAGCAAAAGUGAUGGCGUGCAAAACUACUACGAGGUGCCAACCACAAAAGCACGCCUUGACUAUGAUAACGCAAAGCAGCACUUGGAUCACUUUUGCAGCUCUCUGGCGCCCAAGCAUCUCUCAGAUAAUCGACCACAGUACGUUAUGGAGCGACAUGCACUUAGCGUGAAAGCAAGGGUUAUCUUGCCCAACUUUGUUCCUCAUGAGUUGCGUCAAACAUACGGAAAACUGUUUUGGACUUCUGAAAAGCAGGCCACUAAGGAUGCAGCUUUUCACGCAUUAAUUGGCCUCCACAAAGCAGGCCUGAUCAAUGGCCAUUUGCUCCCCCAUAGUCCAAAUGACUUGAUCAAAUGUGAAAUGCGCGAAUCCGUUAUCAGUGUUCUACCUCUGAUGAAGCCUUGGCCAAUAGUAGCAAAAGCAUGGAAGGAAUCUUGCGAACGUUGGGUCUACCAAGUUGAUUGGUACGAGGAUGGCAUUUGGGCUGGAAAGUACCAACUAACUUUGCCAGCUUUCAUGGAACAUAUACCUGACAUUACCUUUUAUCCAGAUUAUGGGCUAACCUCAAAAUUAGUCUUCAGCAACCCUCGAGGCGUUUCGAAAGAUGAAUCAGAUGCAAUGGCGGAUGACACACCGAUGCUUGUGGCACUUAAUUUUGGCCAUCGGUGGACGCUUGAGGAUAUUCCACAAGUCAUACAGCUUUCGAUUCCUGAAGAACGAUUCUCUUUGUCAGAUAUUGGAAACGUGCCAUGCGACUCUGACAAUGUCGAUAUAAGGUCAGGUAGCUUCCUCAUCAGAGACAGUUCCGGAAGCCCUUGCACAUAUGUUGGGACCCUAUCCGAGAAGCCACCUAUGUCCGACGUACAAAAGCCUUUUCAUGAGUAUGGUGAAGCUCCGGAAGGAAUACCUUAUGUUAUUCUUAAAAAGUGGCCGCGGCGGACCGAUAUGCUGCAUAGUUUAAAGGCUGAUCCAGAGAAUGACGCAAAGUCGGAGAAGCCAUAUCAGAGGGUGCUGCCGUUGUCUUGGGCUGUCAUGGACUCUGUUCCGAUCCGUCAUGCGCGGUUCGGGAAGCUGAUACCGUCACUCAUACACACCCUAGGAACACAGCUGAUUGCAAUGACGCUUUCUGGUUCUUUGAGGUCAUCUUUUCAUCUAUCUGAUACCCCCCGGGUUAGAGAAGCCAUCUGUGCCAGAAGUGCAAACGAGGCGUGUGAUUAUGAAAGGCUGGAGUUUUUAGGUGACGCCAUUCUUAAAUACUGUGCUACAAUCCAAGCAGCAUCUGCCAAUUUAAAAUGGCCAGAAGGGUAUCUGUCAGCAUAUAAGGAUGGUCUUGUAUCAAACUCACGCCUUUGCCGAGCGGCCGUUCAAACUCAUCUUGCGCAAUAUAUAAUUGCCAAGCCAUUCACCGGGGACAAAUGGCGGCCACUGUAUGUGGAGCACUUACUCAAAGAGGUAGAAAUACCAGAACAUUCAAGGCAGCUAUCCACAAAAGUACUAGCUGAUGUUAUUGAAUCGCUUAUUGGCGUCUCGUACCUCGAAGGCGGGGUUUCCACGGCUCUUAAAUGCAUCUCCUACUUUAUCUCUGAUUCGACUUGGGACGGUGUCCAAAGGGGUAGAGAGAUAAUGUACAACGCGGCCCGUGACGACGUUGUUUUAUCGCCCCUAUAUGAAAAUCUCCAAUCGAUUCUCGACUACACCUUCAAAAAGCCAGCCCUUCUUAUGGAAGCCCUGACUCACGCAUCGCACGGAGCGGAUGCUAAGAGUCGCUCCUAUGACCGCCUGGAGUUUCUCGGGGAUGCGAUCCUGGACAAGCUGAUUGUGACGCGGUUGUUCGAUGUCCGCCCACCGCUAAAGAAUAGCCAAAUGCACAGCUUGAAAACAGCUAUGGUGAAUAAAGACUUUCUCGCUUUUAUCAUUCUUGGUGAGCACGAAAGUCAAGAAAGCGACGUGACAGUCGUCAAUGGAAGUGAUGGACAGCCGGAGAUUGUCGAAAUCACAAAGACAACAUCGAUCUGGACAUAUAUGCGUCACAGUUCCAUGUCAAUUGGCUGUGAGCAAGCGGCAGCAAAGGAACGGUAUCUGAACCUAAAAGAUAGUAUAACGAAGGAGCUCUCCUAUGGUGGCCGAUUCCCAUGGCCGCUCUUGGCACGGGUACACGCGCCAAAGUACAUGUCCGACCUUUUUGAAUCUUUGCUUGGCGCGAUUUGGGUAGACUCCGAUUCUUUGGACCCUUGCAAAGCAAUGGUGGAGAGACUUGGUAUAAUGAAGCACUUGGAUAGAAUGGUUGCGGACGAAGUGCGGAUGCUGCACCCCAAGGAAGAAUACGCUAUCGUUUCAGGAAGUGAGCGCGGGAGAUACAACACGACACUUGUGGACUCUAUGGGUGAUGAGAAGGAGUAUGCUUGUGAGUUGUAUCUAGGGGAGCGACUGGUAGUGGAAGUUCAAGGCGGUGUGAGCAGAGAAGAGGCUGAAGCUACCGCGGCGGCUUUGGCCAUUGAUAUAUUAGAGCAAGAGAGGAACGCGGUGAUGGAUAUAUCCUCAGAAUAACGACUAACGAUAAAGAAACAGGUCCUUAUAUUGCAAUUGAACUCCAUUUUUAGUACAUACGACCGUGGAUUUAAGAGUGUUAUAUCCCCUAUGGUAGUUCCUGUACGUCCAAGGUAAGUUGAGGCCGUCUUUGGUGGGUGUGCGAUAUCCAACCCAUUCCAAUUUGCCAGAUUUCUGUUCUCGGGUCAAAUGGCUAUUGUAAAUAUCUCUGUAUCAGCGUGAAAUUAGAUAACGGAACGGAUCGUCGUCCUUUUUCGAUAAUUUGGAUAAGCAUGUCCUUAUCAUGUUGUGUUACGGCAGAUUUGCAUGCUUGUCGGAGGGGGUUAAGGGUGUAAGCCACAUAGUUUGGCUUUGUCGUAAAGUUCAUACCACCAAUACACUCAAUAAUGCGCCUGACAGACGCUUGGAUAGCCCUGGUGAGCGGCUUCUCCGCGGUGUGUACACAUAGGUGUAGCUGUAGUAGCGCUGUAUGGUGAUACGCUUCGUCGAGCAGCCAAAGGUCUUGAUUCGCUUGGGCGGAGAGAUAUGGGUUAGAAAUAAUAGUCCACGUACGCCGGUGUAGCAGCACGUUUAUAAAUUUAACCAGCCGAAUAUAACUGAUGUAUACGGGGCUGGAUAUGUCGUGUAUGAGAGUCGGAUCGGCUUUGUGUUUCCGGUAAAAUUCGCGAAUAAGUUCCAGAACUGGACUUAGUGCCACAGAGAUCCCUGUAAGAUGACAGAUAUGAUUGACAAAGGUCAUUGGAUAGUUCUCCCUCUUGGCAUUGAUGUCGCCUGAGUCGCUGUUAAAUGUUAUCAACUUGUACCCGUGACACCAGCGCGCAAGGCAUUCCGAUUCAGUUGUGACAGGGUAUUUUUCGAGGUACUCUCGCAAGGCAAGCGCACCGUCUAGAUAAAUGUGCCAGUUUUUAGGAGCCUUCAAUGCGAACAUGUUGGCAAGUGACAGCAACAGACUCGCUGCCAGGGAAGCCACAGCUGUGUCAGCAUCCGGUGGUUUAUUGAGGCUCUCCCUGAGCCAGUGAAUAGCCUUGAGGCUCAACUUGGUAGCUUCUUCCUCGUCUUUCAAAUCUUUGCUAGUUGAUGCUCGGUAUGAUAGCGCCAGUGUAAGGAGAGCAGCAAGGGUAGGCUGGCUGCUAUGCGCUAUUGGCAGCACGGCUGCACAGAACUCCUGUUGCCCGUAUGUAGUGGUACAGAGGGACAGGGUUAGCUCAUGUUGAAAGUAGUAGAGCAAGCUCCUGUGCUGUGGUGAGAUGUGAACAACGGUCGGCUCCGUAGGGUUAGGCUGCAAGAACGUGUUGAUGAAUAGCUCCAGUUGUGCCAAUUCUUCAAGUACGAUCUGUGUUGCUCCAUCAAGUGGCUUCUCAUUGCCUUUGACCGCCAAAGUGACAUUGUCACCAUUAUCGUUGGAAGCGUCACUUCUGAUCACAUCGCUUGGGCGAACGGUGUUUGUUAAGGUAUCAGUGCUGGGGUUGCACUGCUGCUGGCUCUCCUGUGCGUGAGUUCGCCGAUUUGAUUUGCAGAUUAGCCUACCGGUACUGACGGAAGUAGGAA
Molecule: messenger RNA, 5950 nt
Organism: [Torrubiella] hemipterigena
Lineage: Eukaryota; Fungi; Ascomycota; Sordariomycetes; Hypocreales; Clavicipitaceae
Source: the annotation of a GenBank genome assembly